Molecule: messenger RNA, 2511 nt
Organism: Dermacentor andersoni
Lineage: Eukaryota; Metazoa; Arthropoda; Arachnida; Ixodida; Ixodidae
Source: RefSeq, a predicted model, not a curated record
AUGCCGGAACUUCUCGGUCCAGGAAUCCUGCCUACAUCGCUGAAGCACCGUGCCAGCCGCACCACCCUGCACCGGCCCACGAUCUACCGAACUACCGACGUUCCUGCCCCGCAGCGCCACACCCGGAACUACCAUACAACUCGCCUAUCCUACUCUUCCUUGCCUGUUCACGGUCACCCGGUUCCUACACCUGCCGUGCUGCUGUCACGAAUGCCGGAACUUCUCGGUCCUGGAAUCCUGCCUACAUCGCUGAAGCACCGUGCCAGCCGCACCGCCCUGCACCGGCCCACGAUCUACCGAACUACCGACGUUCCUGCCCCGCAGCGCCACACCCGGAACUACCAUACAACUCACCUAUCCUACUCUUCCUUGCCUGUUCACGGUCACCCGGUUCCUACACCUGCCGCGCUGCUGUCACGAAUGCCGGAACUUCUCGGUCCUGGAAUCCUGCCUACAUCGCUGAAGCACCGUGCCAGCCGCACCGCCCUGCACCGGCCCACGAUCUACCGAACUACCGACGUUCCUGUCCCGCAGCGCCACACCCGGAACUACCAUACAACUCGCCUAUCCUACUCUUCCUUGCCUGUUCACGGUCACCCGGUUCCUACACCUGCCGCGCUGCUGUCACGAAUGCCGGAACUUCUCGGUCCUGGAAUCCUGCCUACAUCGCUGAAGCACCGUGCCAGCCGCACCGCCCUGCACCGGCCCACGAUCUACCGAACUACCGACGUUCCUGCCCCGCAGCGCCACACCCGGAACUACCAUACAACUCGCCUAUCCUACUCUUCCUUGCCUGUUCACGGUCACCCGGUUCCUACACCUGCCGCGCUGCUGUCACGAAUGCCGGAACUUCUCGGUCCUGGAAUCCUGCCUACAUCGCUGAAGCACCGUGCCAGCCGCACCACCCUGCACCGGCCCACGAUCUACCGAACUACCGACGUUCCUGCCCCGCAGCGCCACACCCGGAACUACCAUACAACUCGCCUAUCCUACUCUUCCUUGCCUGUUCACGGUCACCCGGUUCCUACACCUGCCGUGCUGCUGUCACGAAUGCCGGAACUUCUCGGUCCUGGAAUCCUGCCUACAUCGCUGAAGCACCGUGCCAGCCGCACCGCCCUGCACCGGCCCACGAUCUACCGAACUACCGACGUUCCUGCCCCGCAGCGCCACACCCGGAACUACCAUACAACUCACCUAUCCUACUCUUCCUUGCCUGUUCACGGUCACCCGGUUCCUACACCUGCCGCGCUGCUGUCACGAAUGCCGGAACUUCUCGGUCCUGGAAUCCUGCCUACAUCGCUGAAGCACCGUGCCAGCCGCACCGCCCUGCACCGGCCCACGAUCUACCGAACUACCGACGUUCCUGUCCCGCAGCGCCACACCCGGAACUACCAUACAACUCGCCUAUCCUACUCUUCCUUGCCUGUUCACGGUCACCCGGUUCCUACACCUGCCGCGCUGCUGUCACGAAUGCCGGAACUUCUCGGUCCUGGAAUCCUGCCUACAUCGCUGAAGCACCGUGCCAGCCGCACCGCCCUGCACCGGCCCACGAUCUACCGAACUACCGACGUUCCUGCCCCGCAGCGCCACACCCGGAACUACCAUACAACUCGCCUAUCCUACUCUUCCUUGCCUGUUCACGGUCACCCGGUUCCUACACCUGCCGCGCUGCUGUCACGAAUGCCGGAACUUCUCGGUCCUGGAAUCCUGCCUACAUCGCUGAAGCACCGUGCCAGCCGCACCGCCCUGCACCGGCCCACGAUCUACCGAACUACCGACGUUCCUGUCCCGCAGCGCCACACCCGGAACUACCAUACAACUCGCCUAUCCUACUCUUCCUUUCCUGUUCACGGUCACCCGGUUCCUACACCUGCCGCGCUGCUGUCACGAAUGCCGGAACUUCUCGGUCCUGGAAUCCUGCCUACAUCGCUGAAGCACCGUGCCAGCCGCACCGCCCUGCACCGGCCCACGAUCUACCGAACUACCGACGUUCCUGUCCCGCAGCGCCACACCCGGAACUACCAUACAACUCGCCUAUCCUACUCUUCCUUGCCUGUUCACGGUCACCCGGUUCCUACACCUGCCGCGCUGCUGUCACGAAUGCCGGAACUUCUCGGUCCUGGAAUCCUGCCUACAUCGCUGAAGCACCGUGCCAGCCGCACCGCCCUGCACCGGCCCAUGAUCUACCGAACUACCGACGUUCCUGCCCCGCAGCGCCACACCCGGAACUACCAUACAACUCGCCUAUCCUACUCUUCCUUGCCUGUUCACGGUCACCCGGUUCCUACACCUGCCGCGCUGCUGUCACGAAUGCCGGAACUUCUCGGUCCUGGAAUCCUGCCUACAUCGCUGAAGCACCGUGCCAGCCGCACCGCCCUGCACCGGCCCACGAUCUACCGAACUACCGACGUUCCUGCCCCGCAGCGCCACACCCGGAACUACCAUACAACUCACCUAUCGUGCUCCCAGGACUAUCAGCAUCCCAAUCUACACCGGCAUCACCACGUAUAA